Chiloscyllium plagiosum (whitespotted bambooshark) is the source of this 1460-nucleotide messenger RNA. It is a transcript of the gene fundc1, whose product is annotated as FUN14 domain containing 1. Gene Ontology annotation, biological process: autophagy of mitochondrion. The record is from RefSeq and is a predicted model, not a curated record. Gene Ontology annotation, cellular component: mitochondrial outer membrane. Lineage: Eukaryota; Metazoa; Chordata; Chondrichthyes; Orectolobiformes; Hemiscylliidae.
AGGAACAUCUUAGGGAGAGGUGAGGUUUAGGGUGUCUAGAUAUUAAUAUUUGGGAUUUACAGGUUAGCGUGAAGAACUGGAGAGAUGUAGAGGAUUGUGGAGAUGCAGUGAUGGACCAUCGAUUUGAAAACAAAGGCGCAUUUAUUUUCAGUUGAGGCAUUACCAGACCCGGAACCAAAGUUGGUCAGUGAGUGACGCGAAAAUGGCACUUGUUCACUGGCUCCAGGUGUCGACGUAGCUCAACGAGGACUGAGAAGUAUUCAUUUAUACACGUAUUCCAGCAGGAAGAUAGUUUUUGAUUGCAUUUGCGAAUCCGAAUUGAGGUGCUCCAGGCGCCAGUGUGUACGGUUUGUGUCAGGCCCCAUCACCAUGGUGCCCGAGUCCGUCAUUCUGACCCCGUGAAGGAUGUGUUUCCGGGUGAGGAGCUGGGGUUAUUAAUCUCUCAACAUUAAAGUCAGCUGCAGUAUGGCGGGCCGCGGAGGGCAAAACCAUGAUGAUGAUUCCUAUGAACUUGUAGAUCUGUUGGAGUAUUCAGGACGACAGGAGUGGUGGGGUCGUAUUUUUGGACAGAGUUCAGGACCAGUUGCAGAGAAAUAUUCAGUUGCUACUCAAUUAAUGAUGGGUGGUGUGACUGGCUGGUGUGCAGGUUUUGUGUUUCAGAAGAUUGGCAAGCUGGCUGCUACAGCUAUUGGUGGUGGGUUCCUUUUGAUGCAGGUUGCAAAUCACAGUGGCUAUAUUAAAGUGGAUUGGAAAAGAGUUGAAAAAGAUGUGAAUAAAGCAAAACGACAAUUGAGAAAGAAAGCAAAUAAAGCUGCUCCUGAAAUCAACACCUUUAUUGAAGAGUCAGCUGAAUUUGUGAAGAAGAAUAUCGUGCUGGCCAGUGGCUUUGUUGGAGGCUUUUUAUUGGGACUGGCUUCUUAAAAGUUCCUCACAACGUACUGACACAAUGACAACCAUGAAGACAAAGCUACAGUUUGGUCCUGAAAAUCCAAAGCGGUGAAUAAAACUAGAACAUCAGUAUCAACAACCCACUAAGAGUCCCAUCAGAGUGUUCAAGGCUCCAUUUAAAUAUUAAAAGGACACAAACAAACAACUAUUUAUCAUGUACUGAUUCAUUGAAUCGAUUUAUAUUAUAACUUAUAUUGUCAAGGAAGGCUAAUUUCCUCAGUUUUACAGUUUUGUAAAGUUACUCUUGCUAUAUUCAUACUUAUGCUGUAAAUCUCUUAAUUGUAGAGCGAGACACGUAAAUGCUGUAUUUUCUGUUGUACAGACUUAUUAAACAAACUAUUUAAAAUGUAUUAAUGUACAAAGAAGUUAGUAUUGUUUAGCUGUAUUUGGGACCGAAACUCAAUCAUAUACAUUUGGGCAAUUCAUUUAGUUGAUUGAAUAUUAAUUAAAGACUAUGAAAUUUGAAGCAGAGAACAUUGAUCUUAAAUUAAAGGUAUAAUUUUGGUAAUUUA